AUGCAUUCUGUAACUGCCUUUCAGGACUCGUACCUCGACUAUCUUAAAUCGAAGUAUCCGCGAUGGAAUUGCUCAUUAGCCGGACGCACUUUCGGUUCGUCGAAAGACGUUAUGAUGAAUCGGCUCGCAAUCUCUGAUUACAAUUGGGAUGAGGAUUGCGACCGACAACAGAGAGUGCAACGGUUCUCAAAGCAACCGCAGCUAUACCAAGACAUUCCCAAUGUAGGCCCAUUUUUAAUGUCAGACGUUGCUCGAGUGAGACGACGAUUGAAAGAGAUAGCACAUCAACUAGAUGUCAUGAGAGAAACACGUAUGAAUCUUACCACCGAAGAUUAUUUCAGAACACGAGUUGAUCUCGAAGGUGUAGUCAACAAGUAGCU
Molecule: messenger RNA, 380 nt
Organism: Strongylus vulgaris
Lineage: Eukaryota; Metazoa; Nematoda; Chromadorea; Rhabditida; Strongylidae
Source: the annotation of a GenBank genome assembly